Molecule: messenger RNA, 5847 nt
Organism: Gryllus bimaculatus (two-spotted cricket)
Lineage: Eukaryota; Metazoa; Arthropoda; Insecta; Orthoptera; Gryllidae
Source: the annotation of a GenBank genome assembly
AUAGCAAACGCAUUCACUGUCGGCUUCAUGGACAGUUGGUAGUCGGUUGUUUCAAUUUUCUGCGACUAAGAGUUUGCAACAUUUUUCUCUGAGAUAUUCUAUUAUAAAGGCGGCACGCUUUUGCAAGAGCUCAGGUUGUUCUCGUUUCUCUUUGAGUACUGACGAUAUUGGCGUGGAACGAGGGUGUGCUAUUGUUUUUUCAGACUUUAAGAGUUUUUGAAACUUCCAUUCGUUAAAUUCGGUUGGUAUGCACACAUAUUUUUAUUGUUUAUUAGUGGAAGAGUGAUUGAAUUGUUCUUUAACGGAAGUUACGGAAACACAUUUGAGAGGAAAGAUUUAAUGCAACCAUGAGUGUCGACAGUAUUGAGAAGUUAUAUAAAAAUUUCGGGAUUUUGGCCGACGCAAAGGAUAAAAUCGGCGAACAUGAGAAAGAAUAUCUUGAAAUAAUCACAGCUGUGAAAGGCUCAGCUAAAGAAAAGAGGUUAGCAUCUCAGUUUAUUGUUCGAUUCUUCAAGCACUUUCCAAAUUUGGCUGAUCAAGCAAUAGAAGCCCAGCUUGAUUUGUGUGAAGAUGAAGAUGUAUCUAUCAGAAAGCAAGCCAUUAAAGAUCUUCCAAACCUGUGCAAAGACACAAAACAACAUGUGCAGAAGAUAGCAGAUAUUUUGGCACAACUAUUGCAAACCGAUGAAAGUUCAGAAUUGAAUGUGGUUUAUAACUCUUUAAUGUCAGUUUUUAAAAUAGACUGCAAAGCUUCCCUGGGUGGCUUAUUCACUCAAGUUUUGCAAGGUGAUGACCUCACUCGUGAAAGGUGCCUAAAAUUUUUGGCAACUAAAGUCAAAUCACUUGGUCAUGAUGUUGUGAAUAAAGAAAGUGAAGAAUUUCUUAUUUCAGAAUGCAAGAAAGUAUUGCAGGAUGUCACAGCUGAUGAAUUCCAUUACUUAAUGGAUAUUUUAGGAUGGACCCGCCUGGGGCAGACAGUGAGUGGUCAGCAAGAAUUAGUUGAUCUUGUUGCGGAACAGGCAGAUAUUCAUAAUGAUUUUGACCCAAGGGAUCCUGAAAACGAUAAUGUUGACAGAUUAAUUCAAUGUGUACGACAAGCUCUACCAUAUUUUUCAUCACAGGUGGAUUCUGCUCGUUUUGUGGCAUACAUGUGUGAUCAAGUACUUCCACAGUUUGGUGAUAUUUCAUCUAGUGAAGAAGGUGCAGAUCCUCAGUUAGAAAUUUUGAAACUCUUUGCUGAAUUAUGUACCCACUGUGGAACAUUAGAGAAUCCAGAUGCAAAAGUCGAAGAAAUAUUUGAAAGAUUAAUAGAAUACAUGCCUCUACCUCCUGAUUCAGAAGCUGAAAAUUCAACUCAGGAAGAACCACGAUUAGAAUUUUCGUAUGUCGAGUGCCUGAUGUAUGGUUUUCAUCGUCUGGCACGACAAUCGCCUGAAUUUUUGACUAAGGAUGCUGACCGAUUGAAAGAUUUUAGAUUUAGAUUACAGUACUUCGCACGAGGUAUACAGGGUUAUAUAAAGAAAUUGCGCGAAGCCCUUCAGGGUAAGACACCUGAAGAGUUGAAGACUGAAGAGAAUAAAAUCAAAGUGGUAGCUUUGAAAACUACUUCAAACAUCAAUACUCUCAUAAAGGACCUGUUUCACAGUCCUCCAAGUUAUAAAAGUAACAUCAGUCUGUCUUGGAAACCUGCUUCCAAUUCUAAUAAUAAGGACAACGCACCUUCCAGUAUGAAACGGCAUACUCCUAUUACAUUUAGCAGUGGAGAAUCACCACCAAAACAAAGUAAAGGAGAUAAACCACAAAGAGAAAUGUACACACCUCCCAGUGGAAAGUAUAGUAAUAAAGUUUCUGGCUACAUGCCACAGCGAGGAAGAGGCAGAGGCAGGCCACGAGGGGGCUUCCGUGGAAGGGGUUGGCGACGAAUUUAUUGAGUUGCGGUACAAAUAAUGAUGUAUCAUGUUACUGUAAGUGUAGAUGUCUGGCUGUAAGUCACUGAAGAAACAAACAUCAGUGGAUAUUUCUUUUGAAAUUACCUUUAUAUUCAAUUUGGAAAAUGAACGAUUUUGAGCACCAGUUGAAGAGCUUCACAGAUGACAUAGUUGCAGUACUCGUCAAGUUUAAUGAAUGAUGUUGACAAAGUUGGCCCCAGAAAUGAAGUGCUUUGAAGCUAGAAUAAUGAAGAUUUCCUGCCUGAUUGUUUUUGCACUGUUUUAUUACUGAAGAUUUGAAAAUUGUCACUUUCGUUGUUGAUGCUAAAUGGAAGAUCUAAGUAGAGUAGUUGGUAUGGCAAGUGAAAACAGUAUUUGGUAGUGUUAAAAGGAAAAUACAAGAGUUUUAUCAUCUACUUGGAAUUGCAAACCCAUGAAAUUUAUUUGGAUUGUGAGAGAAGCAUGAAGAGUCUUCAAAUGCCGUAUCACCGAAGUGUUGUAUAGAAUAUUUAUUUAUUGAAGAGUUGAAAAUUUUGAGUUUUUGGUGCUUGCAUGAAAAAAAAAAAAAUUGAAAUUGAACUGCAAUCUGACACAACCCGAAUUUGCAGAAUGAAAACUUGAUGUGGUAAUUGGUGCCAUCAGACUGCUUCAGACUAGCAUUCAGCUCUGACCUUUUAAGUUGUUGAUUUGGUCCUUAGACUGACAAUUGUGUAACAUAAACUUCUCAUGAAAUGUUAUUCAAGUCUUACCUCUAAGUCAAGACCUGAAAAACAAGAUUUUUGAUUUUUUAAAUUAUUUUUGUUCCAUAACAGUCAUUAUUAAUGAUAGAUUUGUUCUAUUCCUUUUGAGGAAGAUUUAGAAGAGAUGGUAUUUAUGUGAAAGUGAAACAAUGUGUGGGGUACACAGGGAAUUGGAAGAUCUGAUGAUUCGAGAGUUUUCUAGGGGCUAUGAAUGGGUAAACCUUACUAUAUCGUGGUGGCAACAACAAAUAUCCGUAUUUAACUGAUUUUUUGUUUUGUUUUGUUUUGUUUUCAGGACAGGAUUCAACAAUCUGGUUGUCUUUAAGGCGCAUUAAUAAAAUUGUUUGCUUUUCAGAUAUACAAGGGCAGCAGUGAUCUGUGAUAUGAAUUUGUUGAAACUACUGAUAUCAUGUCAUUUUUAAUUUUUUCAGAGUGCAGUUACUUAGUGCUUCUAUACAAGUUGUAAUUUAAUCCUUAUCACAUGGGUUUUAUCAAUUUUUCUCAGAAAACUAGUACAUUCUAGGUAAUUUGUCUAAAAUGCCCAAGAUGUUCUCAUUCUAACAACAUUUUAAUAUAAAGUAGUAAAUAAUGAAGCCUAACAAUGAUUUCUUUCUUACCUUUUUUGCUCUCUGUCAUGUUUAUUUUUAACCUUUCAGGCAAAAUAAAUUACAUUUCAUAUAUUCGAAACUGAAUAUUGAUUUUUGAAACUUAAUUCAAUAUUGAAGUUGCAUAAAAACUUUCAAGUCGUUUCAAGGAUACAUAUCAGGGAAUUUAUUUGAGAAAUUCACAAAUUUAGUUACUGUUAUGACUUUCUGAACAUGGGUUGAUUUCUCCCCCCUGUUAUGGCAAUCGUUAUACACAGUAAAACAGGUACAACUUUCAUAGAGGCAAAUGUCAAUUGUAGAAAGUGUAAAUAAAGGAAAAUAGUUCACUUCCUCAAACCUAUGGUUCUAAAACUUAAAUCAUACCACACAUUCAAUGUUUCAUUUGCUGCCCAGUAAUCAUGCUGAAUUCACUGAUGUGUGUGUGUGUGUGUUACAUUAACCUGCAUUGACGUAACUACAAUAUCAAUAAAUGAAAUAAAUUAUCCUAAGCUUAAAAUACACAAGUUCUGCUCUGAAUUGGGAAUGUCAGUGUUGAGUCUUCAUCUUGAGCUGUAAAUUGUAUGAACACCAAAUUUAAUGUAAUUUAAGAGAAAGAUUACUAGUUGAAUUUCGAGUAUUUAUAUUAGAAAAGUUGUAUAUGUCAGAAAGUCAUACAACAACGUGCUUUAAACAUUUUCUACUUUAAACACUUUGGGUGAAUCUUAUUUCAAUACAAGUUUUGAUGUUACUGCUGCAAAACAAAUUCAUUUAUUGAAAAUACAGAAUCUAUAUUUAAAAUUCAGAAAAUAAAUCAUUCUGUUUUGAUCAAUGUUCACAAGAAAAAACGUAGUAUUCUAGAGUUUUUGGGAGGAAGAGUUGGCAACCAUCAAAACAGUUUUUGUCCUGUGAUUUUGUGUGUGUGUGGGGGGGGGGGGAGAUUAAGUUAUAAUUUGUUUCAUUAAACAUUAAAUUACAAAUUCAUUUACUCCUGAUGGAGCUUGGUAAUUUUUAUAUUAAAUUCCAUAGUACUUGUUUUCUGAGACAUUUUUAAAGUUAAUAAAAUGAUUUUUUGUGUUCUUUGCUUGAAUUGGUUUCACAGGCAUUUUUUGAACUUUGUUUCUUAACGACUUGAAAAAUGAAAUGCAUUUUUUUCUCAUUUGGAAUUUUGUGAAUGAUUGAGACCUGAACUUGCUUAUUAAUGAAUGGCUGAAAAAUUCACUCACAAUAAUUGUGCCACUUGCAUUAGUUAAUGGGUUAAGUUUUUACUGAAUGAAUACAAUUCAAGUAAACGAGUAGGAAUUGUGAUUUGGUCCAAUGUCAUUGAUUUAAUUUUGUAUAUCACUUUUAAUUGUAAAUGUUCUCAUAGUCUAUUCUCUCCCAGAAAAUUUAGUUGGCCUGCGGUGGAGCUGAUUUGCUAUUUCAAUAAAGUAUUUUCACAAUUGCAGAUUUUUUUCAUGGAUUCUGGAGAUUGACUCUUUAAAAAAUGUUCAUUCAUGUUUUGUUUUUUAUUAUAUUCUCACAUAACAUGCCAGCAGAACACUAGUCACAGUUGAGUUACUUCUGUUCGGUUCCUUCUUUGCCUUUGAUUAUUUCAUUUUAUGGACAUAAUUAUUGAUGCUCCUCAAUAGAAGUAUUUUUUUCACACUAAUACUUUGUAUUUUUUGAUGAUGUAGUGGAAAAAUGUUUAAUCUUCCUUCCUUUUAGUGGGUAAAAUUUAAUUACAAAAUUUAGGUAUUUUUUUAGAGUAUUACAUUUGGGGACAAAAUCAUUAAAUUCUUUGGAGUUAAUACUGAAUGUUUCUUUCUUUGUACCAGCUAUAUUGUAGAUUUCGAUGCUUUGAUAAACCUGGGAAAACCAUCGUCACACUAAAAAGUGUAGCUUAGGAGGAGUGUGUCUCUUCUAGGAAGUAUGUAUUGUGUUAGGUUCUAAAAUAAUUGCCAGAUUUUAUUAAAAUUUUUCUUUGCAUAAUAAACUGAAAUCUGGUGUUCAAAAUCUAUUUCUACUGAACAAAUGUUUUUGAGGGUGGCGGAAAUAAUUACAUUAUUUUCAAUGGUUUUUCGAGCUCUGUUAAAGUGAAUAAUGCACAAAUGUAAUUUCUUCCAGUGGUAUUCAUCUUGGUUCAAAAGUGUGAUUGUUCAUUUUGUUUAUAGUCUGGUAGGGGAGUGGAGGGAGGAAAUUCAAAAUUUAUAAUAGGGCAAGUUUAGAAGCAAGGAUUGAAAAAAUUGUUUUAGCUGUAGUAUAUUGAGAUACUCAACGGAAAAUAAUUUCACUUCUGUGAAACACACAGUUCAAAUGCAUUGGUCAAAGAAAUGAAAGAUUGAUAUUCCUAAUAUUCACUGAAGUAUCAGAGAAUAGCUUACAUUGCAGGUGUAAUUACUUCGUUUCCAGUACUACCGUGAGUAAUAGCUAUUAUUUUUUAUUCCAGUCUCAUUUGUUAGUUUGUAUAGUUUAACUUUUUUUGCUUCACUACUUGAAUAGUGCAGCUGUGUUAUGUAAUUCCCUCAAAGGUGAGUUGUAAUUAAGACAAGAACUGUAACAUGUCAAAUCUGUAAUAUUGUAAAACAUUUUUUGUUAGAAUAUAUAAAUAUCACAAUU